Messenger RNA from Lolium perenne, 2311 nucleotides. Its product is annotated as putative F-box protein At2g33190. The record is from RefSeq and is a predicted model, not a curated record. Lineage: Eukaryota; Viridiplantae; Streptophyta; Magnoliopsida; Poales; Poaceae. Gene Ontology annotation, molecular function: protein binding.
GUAGUUCUCAUCCUCCUCCACCAAGUACGAACAGACCCCUCCCUAUCCCCCAAACACAUUUACUCCCAAUCGUAGCCACCCGCCGCCGGCGAGCCACCCGCCGCCGGCGCCACCAAGCUUUGGGAUGGAUCCUACGGUGCCACCAGCUGCUGUCGUCCAUGGUCAGCACACCGCGGAACCCUCCCCUCCUGCGCUGCUGCGCUCUGUGUGUGAGAGGCCGCACCCGAUCUGCUCGUAUCGACGUCCGCUGGUUAGUACUCUUCCUUCCACCAUCCCCCGAGGGGGUCUCGGAGAGGCAUACCGUGUCCAAUUGGGACUUGUCGCAGAAAAGUUUCUUCUGUCAGCAAAUACCAUCGAAAAGCUUGAGUCUUUUCCGGAGUUGAUCCGUCUUCUGCUUCAGCAAGCACCAGGAAAUCAAAUUCUAGGGAUUUCCUUCAGGUACCCGGAUCUUCUUCACCUAGUCGGUUUAGAAGCGGGGCAGCCGCGGUCUGUGAUCUAUAAAUUAAGCCACCACCGUGCUCUGCUGGAUAUGUUAUUUUCCAACUAUUUCAGCAGAAGCAGUUCGUCUUCAAGCACAGACUAUACUCCCAUGGAAGCAGCACCUAGUGUACCCAGAAUAAUGGCGCUACAUGUGCACCCCACAGAUUUGUGCUCUCUAGUCUCGAGAGUUGUACCUAAGCUGCUAGGUCAAUCUCCCAGUUUACUGAAUAAUAAGACGUUGCUGAUAGAGCCUAUAGCGCCGGAGCUACCAGUGGACAUCUUGAUGCAUGUCUUUGCCACCCUUGAGAUCCCUGACCUCGUACGCGCUGGCUCUGUCUGCACCUCAUGGUUCUCUGCUUAUGCCACCCUGCGCAAACUAGGGAAGCACAAACAGUCCCAGACACCGUGCCUGCUCUACACCUCUGAAUCUGCAGGUGAGAAUGUUGCGUGCCUCUACAGCCUUGUGGAGAAGAGGGUUUACAAGUUGAAUCUCCCCGAGCCAGCAAUCCGCAGUAGGUUUCUUAUUGGGUCCUCGCUCGGUUUGCUGGUUACUGUCGACGACAGAUCUGAAAUGCACCUCGUCAAUCCUAUCACCGGUGUACAGAUUGCUCUCCCUUCGGUGACCACCAUGAAGCACGUGAAGCCUAUCUGUAAUGACUCGGGUGCUGUCCACAAAUAUGAAUACACAAGGGACUCUGCAAAGCAAGCUUUCAGCACGUCGAUCUAUGCUCUUUGUGCGCUGCGGGAAUCCUUCUACUUUAAGGCACUUGUCUUUUAUGAUGAUACAUCCUCAGGAAGGUUUAUUGUGGUGCUCAUCCAUGAGCCAUUCGGUCAGCUCUCUUUUGCAAGAGUAGGGGAUGAUAAGUGGACCUGGUUGCCACCACACGAUGACUAUCAGGACUGCACCUACAAGGAUGGGUUGCUGUAUGCAGUGACUAAAAGGGCAGAGAUUCAUGCCUUCGACCUUAGUGGUCCUGCUGUUACAAUGGAGAUUAUUAGGGGUGUGGAUGUGGAUUUAGAUCUCGAUUGCGUAUACAUUGUUCAGGCUCCAUGGGGUGGUCUGCUGCUUGUUUCGAGAUUAAUAGAGAUUGAGGAUCCUGAUGAUGAAGAAGCUGAUACUGAAAUACCUCUUCCGAAGUAUACUGUAGAAAUAAAACUAUACAAAGUUGAUGUGGGCACAAUGAAGCUUGUGGAAACUGAUUGCUUGCCUGGCUACGUGCUGUUUCUUGGGCAUAACCACUCACUUUGUCUCAGCGCCAAGGAAUAUCCUUCUCUCAAGGGAAAUCACGCCUACUUUACUGAUGAUGAUGAGUACAUUACAGGACGUAAGAGUUGUCGCCGUGACAUAGGAGUGGUUGACUUGGGCAGUAAUAGCAAGAAGGACCUUGUGCCUCCGCAGCUUUGGUCCAACUGGCCUGCUCCAGUGUGGAUCACGCCCAAUAUCACAAUGAUGAAAUUGGUAUCAAAUAAGUAGUCCGGCUUCAAGAAAAAGGUCUAAUAAGGUGCUCAACUAGGCACAAUGAUGAAAUUGGUAUCGAAUAAGGGGGCGAGCUCGUUGUCCAGGCCCUAAGCUGUGGAGGACUAUGUGCAGCAGGAGAAGGUUGCUUUCGGGGAUGUGAAGAUCAAAUUGUGGCUUUCAAGGGCUGGUGAUUCAUUAGGUCGCAUGAUGGCAUCAUGCUUUCAAGUUAUCGUUUUUAUCAAGUAAUUAGGUUUCAUGAACUCUUUGUUAUGUGUGAAACUUUAUUAUGUCUUGUGACUGAUGUGUGUGCGGUUGUGUGUUCUUUAUUACUUGUGAGAAAAGUUAAGAGGAAUAAGAAAUUUGUUAUGCUUU